This is a messenger RNA of Sinocyclocheilus grahami, 1874 nucleotides long. Its product is annotated as MAPK/MAK/MRK overlapping kinase. Gene Ontology annotation, biological process: protein phosphorylation. Gene Ontology annotation, molecular function: ATP binding; protein kinase activity. The transcript has 12 exons. The record is from RefSeq and is a predicted model, not a curated record. Lineage: Eukaryota; Metazoa; Chordata; Actinopteri; Cypriniformes; Cyprinidae. The coding region runs from base 624 to 1856 and encodes 410 amino acids.
AUUGAUUUCUGCGAUCACCGCCCUGAUAUCCACCGUAUUAAACCUGCUCUUCAUGAUCGAUUAUUAUGAAUAAUGAUGAUAAACUCUUGAGUUCUGACACGACGGGCUCCGCGCUGGUUGUGCGCAUGCGCAUCUGUCUGUGUACGGAAGCCCGUUUGCGUCUUUACCGGAGCGAGCCGUAAAUACAAUAAUAUUACACGACUGAGAAUAAAUCAAAUAGAUCGAUAUUUAAACCUGAUAACAGUAAUAAUGAUGAUGAUAAUAAUAACACAGAUGUAAAACGCGACGUGGUGACGCGACAGCUGUUCGGUUUAUUCGUUCAGAUUCAGCAAACGCGUUCAGUUUGAACACUAAUGUGUGUAAACGCGCUGAAAUGAGUCUGAAGAAGACUGUGUCGCACAGAGGUGAGGAUCUUUGAUGUCGCUGGUGUGAAUGUGAUAUUAACGCCGCAGCUCACGCUGAUCGCUGGACAGCGCGACCUCUGGCUGCAGGUCAGAGUUCAGGCGCGCGUCGUUGCCAUGGAGACCGGCGCUGACGCGUCACCGAUCGAUCAAACGAGCCUGUCCCGAAUCCAAGCUGGUUCCGCCGAGAUGCGAAGGACGCUGCCACGCGCCGGCUGAGCGAUGAACAAUUACAGGAUCAUCAGGAAGAUCGGAGAGGGGACGUUCUCUGAGGUCACGAAGGUCCAGAGUCUGAAGGACGGCAAACAUUACGCCUGUAAAACCAUGAAGCAGCCCGUCGAGAGUGUGGAUCAGGCUCACAGUCUCAGGGAGGUUCAAGCCAUGAAGCGUUUGAGUCCCCAUCCCAACAUCCUCCAGCUUCAUGAGCUCAUUUACGAUAAAGACACGGGAACGCUGUCACUCAUCUGUGAGCUCAUGGAGAUGAACAUAUACGAGUUUAUUAAAGGCCGUCAGUGUCCUCUAGCGGAGAGUAAAGUCAAGCACUACAUGUUCCAGCUGUGCCGCUCUCUGGAACACAUGCACAGCCAUGGCAUAUUUCACAGAGACGUGAAGCCAGAGAACAUCUUGAUCAAAAAUGAUGUGCUGAAGCUGGCAGACUUCGGCUCCUGCAGGAGCAUCUUCUCCAGACCUCCUCACACCGAGUACAUCUCCACACGCUGGUACCGCGCGCCCGAGUGCCUGCUGACCGACGGACACUACUCGCAGAAGAUGGACAUGUGGAGCGCCGGAUGCGUCUUCUUCGAGAUCCUCAGUCUGAGCCCUUUAUUCCCCGGCCGAAACGAGUUAGACCAGGUCAACAAAAUCCACGAUGUGCUGGGCACGCCGGACAGCUCGCUGCUGCAGAAGUUCAAACAGUCCCGUGCGAUGCGCUUCGACUUCCCUCCUCGCAGAGGCUGUGGCAUCUCCCAGCUGAUCCCUCAGUGCUCUGCAGCCGCUCUGUCUCUGCUGCACCAGAUGCUGACCUACGACCCCGAGGAGCGCAUCAGCGCCCGCACAGCACUGCAGCACCCCUGCUUCAGAGAACUGCGGAUGUGUGAGAGGAAAGCAGCGAGUCUGCGGAAGGCGAUCGGAGCUGUCGAGGGAGAAUCCGUGGAUCAGCUGUGGAGAAUCGCACGGCAGGGAAGACGACAGCAUCUUAAGCACGCCAGCGACUCGCUCAGCCGACGAAACGCCUCGCACUUCCCUCUGGAGCUACCAAAACUCAACGUGGUGAUCCCGACACCCACAAUCCCUUACCCAGUGUCCAGCUUCCCAGCGCUGAGCGUCUCGCACCGCGGCUCUCUGCCGGCCAUCUCCAAAAAGUGCCACUCGCGUCUGACCAAACCCAAAGAAGAGCCACACCGUUUCAAGAGCAGCUACAUGCCUCCGCUGGAGCGCCGUCCAGACGAGUGCUGACCCACUGAACACUGACCA